Molecule: messenger RNA, 4527 nt
Organism: Xenia sp. Carnegie-2017
Lineage: Eukaryota; Metazoa; Cnidaria; Anthozoa; Malacalcyonacea; Xeniidae
Product: condensin-2 complex subunit H2-like
Biological process (GO): meiotic chromosome condensation; mitotic sister chromatid separation
Cellular component (GO): condensin complex; nucleus
Molecular function (GO): chromatin binding
Source: RefSeq, a predicted model, not a curated record
UCUGCAAUUGCAACAACAUUGCGGCCAUCAUUGCAACCAAAUUCCACCAAAUUCAUUCACUUCCACACUCCAGAGCCUAACAAAGACACGAUAUACUUUUUAAAAACGUUUUUAUCAUUUUUAUUAACAUUGAAACAGUGAUAACAACCUAUAACUAUGCUGUCGCAAGAAGGAGAUCAUUCGAGUGAUGUUCAGUCUCGUUAUGGUUAUUUGUUGAAACCAAUUCGGGAUUUGUGUAAAAAUUGGGAAAUAAAUAUUGCUGGUGAAUUGGAAGAAUAUUUAAACGAGAUGGAACAUAUAAGGAUCUCAUUUGAUUGUGGAGAAACAGUAAUGAAUUUUGCUGAAGCAGCCUUGCUUAUUCAGGGAUCUGCUUGCAUUUACAGUAAAAAGGUUGAAUAUUUGUAUAAACUUGUGUACCAAACAUUGGAUUUGACUGCAAGCAAUAGAAAACUUCAGCAAAUGCCAUCUGUAGAUGACCAUGGGAAAGAUAAAGAUGUUUCGGCGCAUGAGCAAGAUCAUUUUUUACUCUUGGAUGACAUCAAAGAAGCCAAAAAUAUUGACUUAAAGGAAGACAAGAUUCAACAGACUUCACAGUUAAUUCCAAGAACACCCAUUACUUUGAUUACAUUUGAUGACUCAAAAAAAGGUUCAGCUUUAUUAAGUCUUACAGGUGAAAUUCUUGGCAAUCGUAAUGAUUUUAAAAUGAACACAUGUUCAGUUCAUUUAAGCUCUGGUGCUUUAAUUCUUGAUACGUCGAACUUUAAUUCUCUAACUGCUGGUGCAUUUUUACAAUGCCAAGAAGCAAAUGAUAAAAAUGCUAAAGAUAAAACCAACAUUGAAGAUAUGGAUGAUUUAACUGAUCAUUUCGAUGAUGGUGAUGAAAUGUGUGUCAGUAAUGGUGAAGACGUGGAGUUUAAAGAUAAAGAGAAACUUCAUACUCUUUCCUCUGGAACUGAUGCUAUAAACCAAGAUGUAAUGGUAGAAAGAAUGCAGCUGCACAAGAGAAAAGUUUCACAACAAGAGCAAAUAUCCUCUAGAAAAACAGUGAAAGAUCCAUGGGAACUACUUGAUCCUCACGAUCCAAAUGGUGGUGUUGAAAAGGUUUUUAAAAAAGGACGACCUUUCAAAAUUCCUUUGUCAAUUCGGGACGAUCAAGUUAGUGUAAAGAAAAGAAAGCGAAGAGCUCAAGAAUCAUCGUCGAACGACGAGAAAUUGAUUUCUAUUGCAGAGUUCUGCAAGUUAGCAUAUCAUUCUCAAGCAAAGAAACUUCCAAAAAACCCGUUAAAAACUCUUUUAUAUCAUGAAUUUGAAUACAUUUUCUGGAACGAGUUCAGACGCCGGCAAAUACUGGACAGAAAACGUCGAAAAGCUAUGGCAGAGAAAGGUGUUCCAAAUGAUGAAAUUAGGAGAGAAUUCUUUGACGAUUUUCAAGAAAACAAAGAUGAUUGUUUAGAUGAAGAAUCUGAUGAAUAUCAUGACGAAUAUGAUGCUGGUGACGUUAAUGAUGAUGACGCGAAUGGUUUCCAAGACAACGUGAACGGCAUUCAAACUGGUGGGAUCCAACCCAUGGCUCUUGAAGAAUCGGAUGAUUUGGUUGUGUCGAGUUACGAGGAAUGUCGAAAAUAUGUGCAAGGAUUUCUUGUGCAAGCUCAAACAUACGUGCAAGAAACAGAUUUAUCCAGAAGAGUUGUCGAGUGGGAAAGAAAAGUUCUUCCUAAGCUGGAAAAUGAGGAUACUCAUCAGUCAUACGAUAUUCAUAAAUAUGGAGAAAAACUUUUAACGAGAUUUGAAGAUGCGCCGGUAAAAUCAUUUGAAGAUAUCGUGCCAAGUCAGGAGCCUUGGGAAGUUUGUCGUUAUUUUCUUGCUUCUCUACAGCUUGCGAAUAAUAAUAAUAUACAGAUUUUUGAAGAUAGAAAUGUUAGCAAGAUGGACUGUAUGAAACUAAAACUUCUCCAUGCAACACCUGCUCAUCGAGCGAUAUCACAAUACCGUGCUCCUUCUAUUCUUACCUAGUCUUUAUUCUCUGAACGUUGUCGUGUAUUUCACUUUAUAAACGUCGCCAAAGUAGUCUAAUCAACUGUUUCAGUUGGCAAAAUCAUUUGACCUUGCCGGAAUAUUUUGAUUGCGUCAUUGUUUUUGGUUUAAUCUUCUCAUAGCAUCUUAUUUAGGAGCAGUGAUUCAGGAGUGUCAUCUCCUUACAAAUACGCAUGCGCAUGAGUUCGCUCUUGUGUUUAUCGUGCAUGUUGACCGUUUAAAUGAUAAAGUUAAUUAUCUCAACGGCCUUUGCCGAAGCCAGUUCAGUAAAGUUUUUAACAUUACAUCGAUUUCUUUGGAAAUCUGUUGUUUCCACAGUAAGUAAGCACAUAGAAUUUUCACAACAAGACCACAGUAUAGAAACAAAUUAUAGCCGCACUCUAUUGAAAUUGUUUGUGUAGCGCAUAUCUUAUUACGCAUGUGAUUACCAUAGUGGCAGCCAGUGAAUCGCAUUUUCUGACCAAUAGGAGCGCUGAGGUGGCCAGCUGCAGCCAGUGAUCUACUUAUAUAUAUAUGACUAAGUUGUACAGCGAAGUGGGACUACUGUUUGUUUCUAUACAGUGUCAAGACUAAAUAAACCCACAGUCAACAGCAACUAUACUUUUAUUAUACAGCCACUAUACUUUUAUUAUACAGCAACUAUACUUUUAUUAUACAGCCACUUAUACUUUUAUUAGAAUAUACUACAGAAUAUUUGCUAGAUAAAAUCAACAAAUGCAUUAUACGGCACGAAACGAUCAUCAUGUAACUUGCUUAACUUAGAACAUUGACUAUUUUGUUAGUAUUGUCUCACUGAUUCUCCCGAGAUUGUUUUCCCAUUGUGUUUUGUCACUAGCAAAAUCAACUCGUCUUAUUCGAUUGUUUUUGUGCAUCAAAUUUCUUGGUAAGAACAAUAGAAUAUUAUUGCAUGAGAAUAUUAAGUAAGCUAUAAUAAUUGGCCUUAUUUAUUAUUGCUUUCAAUCUCAAUGUCAGCAAGAAGGGUAACUGUUUGAAUAAUUUUUCCUCUCGACAAAAUGACGCCAACAGUCAUAGGUUUAGUUUUUUCACUUCUAUUUCUGGUGAUGGGCUCUACGGCAAUCUAAUGUUUGCUGAAAUACCUUUAACUGCAAAUCAAUACACACCAUUGACAUAAAUGCUCUACUUCUAUGAAGUGAAGCACUAAGGUAAAAUGUGUUUGUUGGCGCUGUACAACUGCGGUAAAAAAAGAAGUAACGACUAGUUUUGACAAGUCCGAUAUUGUAUUGAAACCACAAAUUGUUUGCGAUGUGUUGUGAGUAAUCUUUUCAUUCUUUUUGUUAAUAAAAAUAGACGGUGUUUAUGAAAAUCUAAAACUGCCUUUAGUAUAUCAAAAUGACAUUCUCUGAUUCAGAUAUUAAAAUAAAUCUGAGUAUUAAUGAAAAGUUUGUGGAGUUUUUCGUAAGAAUCCAUCCUGAGAAAUGUGCUUAAACGAGUAAAUAUUUUAUUACAGGUCUUAUUUUGAAAACAUUUGGGUAACUCGUGCUCACCAGCAGUUCAGCUCUCUCUACGAUUCACUCUCCGACAGAACGAUAAGAACACCUUGUGAAUAAUUCUUUUAAAUUCCAUGUAGUAUUGUGGAGUUGCAACCAUCCAGUAAAUAGGAUGGACUACGGGGAUUGCUAAGAAUCCUGGCAUUGUGUAUAAACAAAUUCUGGCUAACAAAUGAUGAUUACAUUCAGAACAAUAAAGAAUUACAAGUUCCUGCACCAUACGGAUUCCCAUGAAAGUAAUUCCUGCGGUGAAGAUCCAAGACAUACUCACUAUUAUCAUUACCAUCACUUUAAGGUACAGUAAAAAAUCUUCAACCAAGUUGGGAACCAAGACCAAAAUUAGACAAUCCGCAAACCAAUGUAUAAGUAAAAGUAGAACGGUCGUUUUAACCUUGCGUGGAUCAAUUGUGAUGCUUUUCAAUGGUUUAACUAUGAUUGUAUACUGUGUCAACGUUAGUAGGAAUCCUCCAGGGUAGUACAAGGGUAAUACAAUGGAAAACACAAUAGCUUCAAACUUAAAACUGCACAAAUUCCGCUCGGUAUAACGGGAGGCUAUGCAAAUCAUGCCCACUAAUGCCGUUAUCACAUUCACCAUGCAAAAACUUGCGAUUUGCAAAGCUCUUGAUGUCAGCGGUUUUUUAUCAGGUUUUUUCAAAAUUAAAAGGAGUAAGAUAAGAUUGUUAAUGAAUCCAAUGAUGAUUAGAACAUAGAUUUUAUGUAUCAGAGCAUCAAAGUGGUCCCUUAGUUCAGAAUCUAUGGGCAAGCGAAACCAUGCCAGUUCUAAGUAACUCUGCUCUCUGCUGCUGUUGGACGUAUUCAAUUGCAUUUUUAUCUGUAGAAAAUUUUGCUUGUCUCGUAAGUCCUGUAAAAAGGUUUAUGAAUAAGGGAUGACGUACUGUUAUAUAUAAAUUAUUGGUUUUUGUAAAUUUGUUUACGUUUAUAUUUUUCGCAUAAUCUGAAGAAAAUAAAGUAUUUCUUACCUUAA